UAGCAAUCAAAUAGAGAAGGUUCAACCAAUCUUUACUUAUACAAUAUGUGUGUAGGGUAUUAUGAUAUUGUUACUUAUUAAUAUUUAUAUGGAAUAAACGUGUUGAAUUUUUUAAUGGAUAUAUUUCUAAAGAAGGUAAUUAAAUGAGAGAAUACCCGCCAAAAUGACGUCCGUUGUGGCGCAAGUGGACUUCGGCACCGCAGACAAAUCACAAGCUUUAUGUCGUAAUACGCCAAAAGGAAACCCCUACGCCACAGACCUGAUGCCCAUACAGGAAAUAGACGAUGUUUUAGGUAGUAAUGAAGUUUUAAUCACGCAAGUGCCAGAUGAUUCUGGAUCAAGUGUUUACGAACGCGGUCGCGAUGAGGAAUCGGAAGACGAGGAAUCGGAUUUAUAUAGCGGACGACGCGUAGAUUUACACGUAGGAGGCGAAGGUGGACUAGUUUUAUCGAUCGCGGAUUCAGAAUUCAAGGACUGUGAUACACCGCCACAUUUAAAGUCCCAUCCUGUGGAUUUGAACUCUCUUGAUUCAUCUGAUGACGAUGAUUAUGAAACAGACUUAGAAUUUGACGAGGAGCGCUGGUUGAAUCCUGAUAGAAGAGAUCACGACACGACAGGCAAGAAUAAAUAUCUUAAAGUAUGUAAAGAUAUGGGUGUGUCACCUGUUUCUUAUUUCCUUAAACAUAUACAGGAUAGAGAAAUGGUGAUGAAGUUCCAUGGCCUUGGUAAAGAUAAUACAAAGGCUAUAUGUAUUCCGUUAGAGACGAACACCCAGAUAGAAACGUUAAAUUUAUCUGGUAAUGGUAUUGAUACUGAUGGUGCUUUAUUCUUAGUGAGAGUAUUAAAAGAAAAUUUCUUUAUCACGGAUCUGAUUUUAGCUGAGAAUAGAAUCGGUUCAGCGGGAGCUAAAGCAGUCUGUGAUCUUCUGUUAUCAAAUAAAACAUUAGUUAACGUUGACCUAACAGGUAAUAGAAUAGAUGAUAAGACAGCUGUCUGUUUUCAUGAAGUAUUAUUAAAAAAUCACACUCUUAAACGACUCCAUCUCAGUUACAAUCGUUUUGAAGAAAAUGGUGCCAAAUAUUUCAAAGAAGCUUUAAUGGAGAACGAAUCUCUGGAAAUCCUUGAUUUAAGUUGGAACCAUUUUAGUACCCGUGGCGCCGUAUUAUUAGCCGAGGGGCUACAGGAAAAUGUUGGGUUGAAAUAUUUCUACAUAGCUAUGUCUGGAUUAGGUCGAGAUGGGGCCGAGGCAAUCGGAAAAGCUUUAAAAAAUAAUAGAACUCUUCUUGAACUCGACAUAAGUUACUCCAGAAUUCCGGCUGAUGGCGUGUGUCACUUAGCUUCCGGUAUUAAAGAGAAUGAUGUCUUACAAGUCUUAAAGAUGGGAUUUAACCCUUUUGAGGCAGAUGCUGCUAUGUGUAUGUUACGAGCUUUAGAGCAAAAUGAAAGUAGUGCCAUUAAUUAUUUAGACUUAUCCAACGUUCUUGUCAAAACGGAAUUUACCGAACUACUUUCAAAGAUAAGUGAAACCCGGACACUCCAGGUGAUUUUUGAUGGUGUUUUAACCGAAUGUCAACAUUCCAAAAUACCUAUUGAAGAAAUGGUUAAAUUUAGACAAGAUCCAAUAGGCGUGUUUAAAAAUUACGUCACCAGUUCUGGGCUUUCUGUAACGGAUAUCUUUACGCCAGAGGAAAGCUGUGUAUUACGUGAAGAUGAAUUUAGAAAUAUUUUAAAAAAUGUAAAUGAAUUGAAUCUUACUAAAGAACAAGUGAAAGUUUUGUGUAAAAAGUUAAGUGUGAACGGUAUAAUAGAUUUAAGUCAAUUCGAUGAACAAACAGAAGAAGAAGAUGGUUCCAUUAAAGCAUAAAACAAACAUACAGUUCAUUUAUUAUUAAAUAAAUUAAGACUUUGCAAAAAGAUUUGAAUAUACCUAUCUAUAGGACUAUUUUUGUUUGAAUAUUGGAUGGAGCAUUUUAAAAUAAAUUUUAAAAAAAACUGCUGUAUUUUAACACUGACGAAA
This is a messenger RNA of Patella vulgata (common limpet), 2017 nucleotides long. RefSeq names its product leucine-rich repeat-containing protein 74A. NCBI's taxonomy places the organism in Eukaryota, Metazoa, Mollusca, Gastropoda, Patellidae. The transcript is spliced from 12 exons. Bases 164 to 1864 code for a protein of 566 amino acids. The record is from RefSeq and is a predicted model, not a curated record. Gene Ontology annotation, molecular function: protein binding.